Messenger RNA from Symbiodinium pilosum, 2121 nucleotides. The record is from the annotation of a GenBank genome assembly. Lineage: Eukaryota; Dinophyceae; Suessiales; Symbiodiniaceae.
AUGGCAGCUCUCGCACGGGAGGGAAAGUCUGUGACGGAGUUGUUUGACGCGCUCUCCGGGUCAAGGAGUACAGUGCAAUCCAAGGACUUCACUGAGUUCUUCCAAGCACUUGAGCCAGAGCUUACGCAGCAGCAGCUCGAGUUGCUAUGGCGUACUUUUGACAAGGAUGGGGACGGCAGCGUUACACGAGAGGAGUUCCAAUUGGGCCUGCAGCCCGGGACUCUCCAGCACGAGGAGCAGAAGGCGCCAGAGGUUUGUGUUCGUAUCGCGUCUGCUCUGUACCGACAAGGCGUUACCGUCCAGCAGCUCUUCCAAGCACUUGCCGGCUCCAAGGAUGUCGUGGUCUGGGCUGAUUUCAGUGCUCGCUUCAAGCAGCUGGAGCCAUCUCUCGCGGAGCAGGAUCUGGAGGUGUUGUGGAAAAACUUCGACAAGGAUGGCGAUGGCAGCAUCACCAAACAGGAGUUUUUCCAGGCUCUGGAGCCUUCAACACGGCUUGUCAUGGCCAAGAUGUCUGACGUCAUAGCUAGACUUGCGCUGGCCCUGCAACGGGAAAGCAAAAGCGUCGAUCAACUGUUCGCAGCCUUGGCAAGCGACCAGGGCACAGUGGCGUGGACCGCCUUCUGCUCGAUGUUCCAGCAGUGGGAGCCUUCUCUUACGGAAGAUGACUUGCAUGGCCUUUGGCGAAGCUUUGACAAGGACGGCGACGGAAGCGUUUCAAGGGAAGAGUUUAUCGGCGCCCUCAAGCCAGCCACAGAAGCUGCGCAAGCGCAAAGUGAAGAGGUGUGCCGCCGGGUGGCGUCCAUGCUUUUCCAGAAUGGCAAGAGCGUGAUCCAGCUCUUUGAUGCCCUGGCGGGCGGGAAGGCUGUGGUGGUGUUCGACGACUUCCGCUCACUGUUUCAACAGCUGGAGCCAUCGCUGACCUUGCAAGAUAUGCAAGUCCUUUGGAGGGCCUUCGACAAGGACCAAGAUGGGACCGUCACCCGCGAAGAGUUUGUCAAGGCCCUGGCGCCCACCAUGCAGGUCCCUGAAGCAUCCUCGGACCUGUCCGCUGCACUGUGGGCCGCCAUAUCGGAGGCACCUGCUACUGUUGGCACCGGAGCCUUGGCUUUGCGGCACGGCGUCCGAUUGGGCCGCCAGGUUGCUUCGCUUGGGCCUCUGUGGCGCGGCGAGUUCACGCGGCCAAGCGUGUUUGGGAGUCCGAAGAGGGGUACAGCGACCUCACUGGCUCGAUACUUCGGAGCACCCCUUGAGGACUUCAUUCGAAAGCACUUCGGCGGAGAAGAGUCCGAAGCUGGAAGCGACGAGGACGCCUUGGCGAGCGUCUCCCUCGACGCGGUCCUCCUGAACCUCAGGAAGCUCGACAGGGUCGCCGUGGAGAGCAAGCGCGGAACCUUCUUCGAAGAGCUUGGCUACGACGACGAGUCCGAAUGGCCGGAGGAGGAAGAGGGCGAAGACUACUUUCCCACUUUCGAGCCAGAGCUUGAGGGCGCCUCGGCGGAAGACGGAUCGGACAUUGGGCGAAAGAAUGCCCGGCCAACACUGCUUCCCGCCAACCGAGCUCUUCGACAAGUUCGUCGGCGGCUCCUUCUACCGCGUCAUCACAUGGCGAGGGCGGCUCAGAAAGAGUUCAUCGAGAUUAACACGUCCGAGGCGGCGAAGACUGCCUUGCGAAGCAGGUCCAGUCAUGCCACCAGGCACUUAGCAGACCGAGGGCGAAGUUCGAGAAGCACGACUUCGACCCGAGUGCCAGCAGCCAAUGCAAAUGCGAAUCUUGACGGAGUUUGGCAUCCCGGGAAAAGGACAAGCUCGGCCUUUGGGCCGCAGAGGCCCCGCGUUGAGGACAACUCGGUCAAUCCUUAUCACAGAGCACCUCUGGAAGAUAAUGGGGUCAACCAAUAUCUUACCGAGUACGAGCUCUUCGUCGGCGAGCAGGAGGAGCGGUGCGUUCCCCGGAACUACGGGAUCGCGAGACCGCGCGACAUCGUGAUCAUUGGGAGGUCAUCGGCUGCAAGGGAGUUCUUCGACGGCGUCAUGUCAAGUGGAGACCCCGAAAGUCUCGCAGUCAGCCAGGAGACUUUCCUCGGGAAGAAGCUGGGCUCGGACGAAGUCGAUCUCAGCUAG